UUAAGGCUUAAAUAAUUUACCAGGUGUAUCUUGAUGAUUUACCUACAUAGGUUUUGUCUAGGAUAAUUUAAGGCAUUUUAUAACACGAAAAUAUAAACAAUGGCAAAAAACACUAAAACACCAAUAAUGGUUCUUCAAGAACUGACACAAAAAAAUCACUGGGCACCGCCAGAAUACAAUAUUGUCCAUAGCACAAGUGGAACACAUAUAAAUCGAUUUGAUUUUGAAGUUCAUGUUCAUCACAUUGUUGCAUAUGGUACUGGUACAUCAAAGCAAAUUGGUAAACAGGAAGCAGCUUUUAAUGCCCUGAGGGAUUUAAAAGAGUUGGGUUUUUACAACGAGGCAGAAAAUCCCACACAGCAGUUUAGCGGUGGUAUUGUUAGUCCAGCUCCAGAAAGUCCUCUUGUUAAAUUUAAUAACAGUUAUAUAGCUGCUUUAAGUGAUUUAUGUUUUGAAAACAAAAUAGCAAAUCCUGUAUAUAAAGAAAUUUCUGGGACAGGUCCAGCACAUUCCAGGGAAUUUACUUAUGAAUGUCAAAUAUCAUCAAUUAAGACUGAAGCUAUUUCAACCACUAAAAAAGCUGCUAAACAGUUGGCUGCACAAAAAAUGUUGGAAAGAAUAAAAAAUAUAGUACCCGAACUAGUAAAAGAGUUUGAACUAUCUCCAAUGCAAAGUGAAGAUGUGGCUUUAAAAAAAUAUAAAGAAUUUUCCAUUUUCAAUGUUGUGGAAAAUAAAUCUGUUCCUAUAAAGGAUUUUACAGAAACCCUACCAAAUUUAGCCAGAGAAAGAAAUUUUACUUAUACAGAUUUUGAACAGGAUCUUCAAGAGAAAACAGAAGAAUCUUUAAAAGCAAUAUUAGACAAAUUAGAGCUGGAAUAUAAAAUAAUAGAAUUUCAGAGUGAGCCAUAUAUUGCAUAUUUAACUUUAAGUACAGAUACACCUUUCACCCUUAUGGGUGUGGGAGAAAAUAAAUCUAUAGCCACUGAGGAAAUCAUUAUUCAAACUUUUAAAUUACUAGAUUGUUACUUAAAAUCGAUUUAAAAUUACUAAAAAUGCUUUAAAUAGCUGUUUUAAACCUUUAAAAAUUAUUAAAUUUAAGUGUAAAUAAUGUUUUAAGUUUAUGAAAACUUUGUGAUUAUUUUUUUUAUAUAGGAUAACAAAAACCCAGCACAUAUGCCUAGCCCAA
This is a messenger RNA of Brassicogethes aeneus, 1186 nucleotides long. The record is from the annotation of a GenBank genome assembly. NCBI's taxonomy places the organism in Eukaryota, Metazoa, Arthropoda, Insecta, Coleoptera, Nitidulidae.